GACCGACUCUUUCCCCUCUCUGACUGAUGUUUACUGGGCUGGGUUCUGGGAAAAGGUCAGAUUGCAUCAGACAGGGCCUGAGGGGUUGGAGCCAGACUGUGGGCCGAGGAGGAGACUGUGGCCUUGUAAGUUGGGGCCAGUGAAUUGGGAGGUGUCAGCAAAGCAGACACAAACAAAGCUUUAGAAGACGAGAGAGAGAGAGAGAGAGAGAGAGAGAGACAGAGACAGAGACAGAGACAGAGACAGACAUCAUGGCCACCAUCCCGAGAGCAGCCAGCCCGUCCAGGCAGCCCCCAGGCCCAGAGGAUGAAGACCCCAACCUGGAUGAGUAUGACCUCUACAGCCUGGCUCAUUCUUACCUGGGAGUGGGAGGCCGGAAAGGUCGCACCAAGAGAGAAGCCGCCGCCAAUACCAACCGUCACAGCCCUGGUGGGCACGAGAGGAAGCUGGUGACCAAGCUCCAGAACACGGAGCGGAAAAAGCGAGGGGCACGGCCCUGAGACAGAACUCGAGAUGAAGUUAGAGCACGGACACCCCACAGCGACGGAGACAGAACUGCGAGGAACCAGCCCCUGGGGGCGGGAUCCAGGCCUGCUUGCCCCCGCCCCCAGGACUUAGCCCACCUGACUGAGGUUCCGAAGGGCCACCAACGAAGCAGCCCCAGCCCCAGAAAAAAAACAAGAUGGGGAACAAGAGGCAGAGAAUAGAGAGAGGCAGAAUCAUGAAGGUACCCCUCAAAAAGAAAGAAGAAACCGGAGCUCCCCAGGGUGACAGCGACAAUAAACAAAGUACAGCAGCUG
This is a messenger RNA of Delphinapterus leucas (beluga whale), 800 nucleotides long. It is a transcript of the gene NUPR1, whose product is annotated as nuclear protein 1, transcriptional regulator. NCBI's taxonomy places the organism in Eukaryota, Metazoa, Chordata, Mammalia, Artiodactyla, Monodontidae. Gene Ontology annotation, cellular component: nucleus. Gene Ontology annotation, biological process: negative regulation of cell population proliferation; negative regulation of cell cycle. The record is from RefSeq and is a predicted model, not a curated record.